This is a messenger RNA of Helianthus annuus (common sunflower), 1408 nucleotides long. RefSeq names its product F-box/LRR-repeat protein 25. The record is from RefSeq and is a predicted model, not a curated record. NCBI's taxonomy places the organism in Eukaryota, Viridiplantae, Streptophyta, Magnoliopsida, Asterales, Asteraceae. Gene Ontology annotation, molecular function: protein binding. Bases 152 to 1237 code for a protein of 361 amino acids. The transcript has 3 exons.
GUUUUUCUUAAAAAAAAAAAAAAAAAAAAAAAAAACUCACCAACAGUCAUUUCACCGUUCAGAGGUCAAGAAAUCGUAUCUAUGAAAUUUGGCUCAAACAUUAACCCCAAACCCUAAAAUCGUAUUCUAUGAAUUUUGGCUCACUGUUGAAAUGGAAGAAGCUCUGAAACGGAUUCGAUUUGAAGAAGAAGAAGACGAAGAUCGAAUGAGUGAGUUACCAGACAGCUUACUUGUUGAAAUCCUUUCUCGUUUACCCUCCACAAAAGACGCCAUUAGAACAACUACACUCUCCAAACGAUGGCAACAUCUUUGGACUGCUGUCACUAAUCUCAAUUUUAGACACCCUGAUGGAUUAUUCACAAGCCCCGAUUUCUUUUCUUUCGUCGACAAAACCCUAACUCAGCGUCCCCAAUCGAAGCUUAACAAACUUACACUUGUUACCCGCUAUGGUAAUUGGCGUAAAUCUCGGGUCCACAAUUGGAUUCGUUAUGCUGUAAAUUGUAACGUUGAAGAUCUUCACUUAAUGUUAUGGGAACCGUGGGAACCGGAACCAAGAACUGGGUUUCCGCUAGACGAUUUUGUUUUCAUCGGUUCAUGUUUUACACAUCUCACAUUGGCAGGUUGUGCGUUUAAUCCCACUGGAGCGAUUAGUUGGAAAAACCUUAGGAGUUUACGUAUCAUUUAUGGGAAUUUAGAUGAAGAUUUGAUUGAAAACAUAUUAUCUGGGAGUCCUGUGUUGGAAACUCUGGUGUUGAACGGUUGCUAUGGUUACAGGCGGUUAAAUAUCACUUCAAAAAGUGUUAAGAACUUGGUGUUCUCUAGUUACCUGGCUGCGGAUCUUAUAAAUGAUCCUUUAGAUGUCAUCGAAAUCAAUGCUCCGAAUAUUUUGUCGCUAAAAAUUGAAGGUGAACUGAUGUUGUGGAAGAUUUUGUUGCUAAAUGUGUCUUCUUUAGUUGAAGCUGACUUAGAUUAUAGGAAGCCUUUUGGGCAUUUUGAGACAACCCGUGAAGAAGCUGACGAGGAGAUGCUUAAAGAAUUUAUACUCAACCUUCGACAUGUCAAGGAUCUCAAAAUUCGGAAUUCCUGUUCCAAGGUCCUUGAUUGUUUAAAAGCUAAAGGUUUCAUUUCUCCAUCGAACUUGAAGGUCCUUGAUAAUGGUCCUGCAGGCAAUGAGUUACAACAGCAGGUUGAUGCUGCUACCAGCAGUGGCGAGGAGGAUGGCAAAUCUAAUGCUUGAUAUCCUUGAGUGAUUAUGUUCUGGUGAAUCCUAUGUUUGAACUUACAUAAAUAUGGUUAACAUACUCGUGUUUUGUAGCUAGACCAUGCAUGUAAAUCUUUUCUUUUCUUGCUUGAUCAGUUAUAUUGGAAGUUUAAUUAUGAGUUAUACAAUGUGAAAGUUAACGCUUGA